CCCAUCAUUAGUGUCAGUGGGAGGAAUAGUGCCCCAUCAUUGGUCACUGGGAGGAAUAGUGCCCUAUCAUUGGUGUCAGUGGGAAGAAUCGUGCCCCAUCAUUGGUGUCAGUGGAAGGAAUAGUGUCCCUUAAUUAGUGUCAGUGGAAGGAAUAGUGUCCCAUCAUUAGUGUCAGUGGGAGGAAUAGUGCUCCAUCAUUGUGUCAGUGGGAGGAAUAGCACCCCAUCAUUGGUGUCAGUGGGAGGAAUAGCACCCCAUCAUGGUGUCAGUGGGAGGAAUAGCACCCCAUCAUUGGUAUCAGUGGCAGGAAUUGUGCCCCAUCAUUGGUGUCAGUGGGAGGAAUAGCGCCCCAUCAUUGGUAUCAGUGGAAGGAAUAGUGCCCCAUCGUUGGUGUCAGUGGGGAGGAGGGGAUAGUGCCCCAUCAUUGGUGUCAGUGGGGAUAAUAGUGCCCCAUCAUUGGUAUCAGUGGGAUAAUAGUGCCCCAUCAUUGGUGUCAUGGGGAGGAAUAGUGCCCCAUCGUUGGUAUCAGUGGGGAGAAAAGUGCCCCAUCAUUGGUGUCAGUGGGGGAGGAAUAGUGCCCCAUCGUUGGUGUCAGUGGGGAGGAGGAAUAGUGCCCCAUCGUUGGUAUCAGUGGGGAGAAAAGUGCCCAUCAUUGGUGUCAGUGGGGGAGGAAUAGUGCCCCAUCGUUGUGUCAGUGGGGAGGAGGAAUAGUGCCCCAUCGUUGGUGUCUGUGGGGAGGAACAGUGCCUCAUCGUUGGU
Molecule: messenger RNA, 759 nt
Organism: Staurois parvus
Lineage: Eukaryota; Metazoa; Chordata; Amphibia; Anura; Ranidae
Source: the annotation of a GenBank genome assembly